CCCCAAAUUACCCACUAAAAUUCAACAUAAAACCCCUUUUUAUCUGCAAUGUCAAUCGUUAAUCCGAAAUUGGUUUAAUGCUCUUGUCAUCAUUCGAUUCGUUAUCUUCUUUUUAGCCCUUUUUCUAACAGACGCUUCUUCAACCAUACAUACAGUCUUAUUAUUUUGGUGAAAUCUUUUCAGAACUUUUCAAAUGCCAGCAUUUAUGAAGUUCUUCGCACUCCUUAGGUCGCUUUCCUUCAAGUCUUCAUCAACAAUUUAAGGCCACCAAAGCCAUCCAUAUUAUGUUAGAUGAACCUGAUAAAUGUAUUCCUUCGUCAUUGAGCAGUUCAAAGCGUCCCCAUUUUUUUUAUAUUUAAUGGGGUACGAUUAAGGUUGCUCUACGAACAAUCCGAAUACGAAUUUCAUUGCUUUUCUGAUGAAAUCUGAGUUUUACUCAUAUCGCUGGAUUCAUCUCGUCUUCUUCUGCUUGGAUUGAUGAUUUUUUCCCCACCUUGCAUCGGUAAGUGUUCAAUAUCUUUGAGAGUAGUUUUGCUGCCAAAAACAGCAGUGUUAGGGAUUGAGGAAGACUAAUACAUGGAGCUCUUUGUUUUGAAUCUCUUUUUCUUGUUAUAAUCGCCCAUGGUUUUCAAUCGUUUUUGUGCUUCAAUCCUCUUUGAUUUCAUGGGAUUUACAUUCUUUAGUUUAUUGACAUUGAGAAUAACAAUAAAAGACGAACACUGGUGUUUUUGUGAAGAUUAGAUAGAUUAAUUUUCUCCUGUGAAAGGGUGAAAAAUGGAUACAUGGAUGGUUGCAGUAGCCGCUGGUGCAGGCUAUAUAGCCCAACAUUUUAGAAAAUGUAAACAAACUGGUGAACAAAUUACAUCAGAAUCACCAUCUUUCAACAGUUCUUUUAACGACAAACCCAAUUCCCCAAAAUACCCUCCCGAAAGACCCAAUUCCCCAAAAUGGCCCUUCCGCAGGUCAACAAAGAAACAAGAUGAUUCCAAAGUAAAAAGUAAAGUUUCUCAAGGUGUUUCUACUACAGAAGCGACUUCUACUAGUGUAAAUGGUGUAAUUUCAGGCAAUUGUGAGGGUAAUAGUGUCUUUUCAUCAUCAACCACGUUCCCUUGUUUUGUUGGCAGUGAUAAUAGAGUAAGUGAAGUAAACAUGGGUACUCCUAGAAAUAGAAUGCUAUUAAGAAAUAGAAGAGCCAUUAAACCUUUAACCUCAUUGGAAAGUUGUGUCAUGGCUCAGUUACACACUCCAUUUGCUUCACCUUCUUCAAAGACCACAAGACCAUUUCUAGUGACUGAUGGCAAUAAGGUAAUUAACAGGUCAAGUGGGGGUACUUUUAUUGGGUCUUCAGAGAUUAAACAAAAUGAUUCAGAUGCAAUGCUACAUGUGUGUAUUGGGAUGUCUUUUGGCAUAUUAUAUUCUUUCAUGGCAAAUAGACGUGAGGUUGAAAAACUGAAUCGGUUGUUGAAGCAAACUGAAAGUUUAGUUCAAGAUCUUGAAGAAGAGAUUGAGAUGAAAGAUUCGUUAGUCAUGCAAGAACUUACAAUUGAUGAUCAUAAAUCUCAAAGAACAGAUAAUGGAUAUAAUAAUUUGGAGGAAUUAACAGAUAGUAAUAACAAAGAAUCUGUUAUACAGAAGAAAAAGGAUGAAUCUUUUGGUGAAAUUGAAGCAGAGCUUGAAGCUGAACUUGAAAUGCUUGAAUUGAAUAUGACUUCUUCAACCUUAGAAAGAAGGAUUAGUGAUUUUUUUGAGGUUGAUCCAGAUUUUGAGCCAGAUGUGGCCCAAGGUGAGUUAAGGGCUGACAUGGUGAUGGAUAACAGGAAUGAAGAUGAAAGUGGAAGCAGAAGCACCACUGGAAGUCCUCCAUGUGCAAACUAUGCAGUUUCACCUAGAGAAUUAAGCUUAAGAUUACAUGAACUCCUUCAAUGGCAGCUUGAAGAACGUAUCAGAGAAUUAGAAGCAGAAAUCGAAAGCAAAAACACCCAAAAUCACAAAUCUUGGAAAGAUUUGUCAAGCAGUGAUGAAAACCCUAACCCUGACACUGUUGAUGUUGAUGUUGAUGUUGAUGAUGAGCCUGUUGUUUUGAAUUUAUCGGGUGAGGCUUUAGAUGCUUAUAAUGAAGCUUGUAAUGAGUUUGCAAAGUUUGAUGAUGAUUCAGAUGAAGAAGAAGAAGAAGAAGAUGAAGAUGUUGGAACACCCAUCAUCAAUGGAGGUUCACAAGAUGAUGAUGAUGAGGAUGAAAUGGAGAAGCUUUUAAUAAAACAUAUUGUGGAGAAAGCAAGACAAGGGUCUCCUAUGGUUUUAAAUGCACAAAGGGCCUUGUUUUCUGAAUAAAACUUGGAACUUAUAAUUUUGUUUGUAUUCAAAUUGUUAUAUAUAGAGAGAGGUUAAUGAUAGCAUAUUCUUUUUGACAUGGACUAUUUGUGAGCU
Messenger RNA from Lactuca virosa, 2427 nucleotides. Lineage: Eukaryota; Viridiplantae; Streptophyta; Magnoliopsida; Asterales; Asteraceae. The record is from the annotation of a GenBank genome assembly.